Molecule: messenger RNA, 1356 nt
Organism: Acanthamoeba castellanii str. Neff
Lineage: Eukaryota; Discosea; Longamoebia; Acanthamoebidae
Product: CDPdiacylglycerol--glycerol-3-phosphate 3-phosphatidyltransferase, mitochondrial, putative
Exons: 10
Coding region: 1-1356 (451 amino acids)
Biological process (GO): cardiolipin biosynthetic process
Cellular component (GO): mitochondrion
Molecular function (GO): CDP-diacylglycerol-glycerol-3-phosphate 3-phosphatidyltransferase activity
Source: RefSeq, a predicted model, not a curated record
AUGAGCGAACUGGCACGGAGGCGGCAAAGUUGUGGGCUGCACUCGCAGCUCAAGGACCCGCCUUCCCUCUCCGCUCCACAUCUGCCGGAAGGCAUAAAGCGAGCCCGCAAGAGGGUGGUGAUUGCCGCGCUGUACCUCGGAACUGGGCACCACGAGAGGGAACUGGUAUCGCUGCUGCAGCAAGCAUGCGAACGGAACAGGGACCUCCGCGUGUCGAUCCUUCUCGACUGCGCGCGUGGCCUGCGCGGCGACCCCAACUCAGCCGCCAUGCUCAGACCCUUGGUGGAAGCCCACCCGGGGUCGGUGUCGGUGAGCCUCUACCAAACGCCCGAUCUGCGAGGACUGGUGAAGCGAUUCGCCCCGCCUCGAUGGAACGAGAUCGUGGGCGUAUCCCACUACAAGGCCUUCGUGUUCGAUGACGACACCAUGCUGAGCGGGGCCAACCUUUCCGAUCAAUACUUUACCAACCGACAGGAUCGCUACAUGCUCUUCAGGCAAUCCCCCGAGCUAAGCGACUUCUUCGAGACGCUCAUCAACAAGUCGAGCGAAUUUUGCUUUGGCGUGACGCCGCAGGGCGGCAUUCAGCUCCCGCCGGGCUGUCCCCACCCGGAGACGGCUCCGAUCGCCGAGUUUGCCGACUAUGCGCGAAGCCGCAUCGCCCCCCUCCUGGCCCCCGCUGCUCCUGCCGGCACAAACAGCGCCGCGUCGGCAUCGGCCCAGACCUGGGUCUUCCCCACGGUCCAGAUGGGUCGCUUCGGGAUUCACCAAGACGAGCGCGUGACCGAGCUCGUCCUGUCGUCGUGCACGGCCAGCGGAGCGACGUUGGACCUGGCGUCGGCCUACUUCAACAUCACCAAGCGAUACAAGGCCGCCAUUCUUUCGCCCCACAACCAGGCGCAGGUGAACAUCAUCACCGCGAGUCCCGAGGCCAACGGGUUCUUCAACAGCAAGGGCAUGUCCCAGCACAUACCCAUGGGCUACACGGCCAUGGAGAAGCAGUUCUUUGAGGAGGUGCAGGCCCGCGGACAGGGCGAACGCGUGCGGAUAUUCGAGUACUUCCGAGAAGGCUGGACCUUCCACGGCAAGGGCCUGUGGUACACUCCCGCGGGACAGAGCCGGCCCAUCCUCACCAUGAUCGGCAGCCCCAACUUUGGCCGUCGCUCUACCGACCGAGAUCUGGAGGCGCAGGUGGUGGUCCUUACCGAAGACCCUGAGCUCCGAGGAAAGCUCGCUGAGGAGAAGGAGAUGUUGUUUGCCAGCACCACGCUCGUGCGGAGCGCAACGUUCGAGAAGGCUGACCGCUAUGUCCAGCCGUGGGCCAAGCUCACCACUGGACUCCUCUCCUCCUAUUUUUAA